This is a messenger RNA of Exaiptasia diaphana, 9695 nucleotides long. Its product is annotated as lipoxygenase homology domain-containing protein 1. Lineage: Eukaryota; Metazoa; Cnidaria; Anthozoa; Actiniaria; Aiptasiidae. The coding region runs from base 1033 to 8784 and encodes 2583 amino acids. The record is from RefSeq and is a predicted model, not a curated record. Gene Ontology annotation, molecular function: protein binding. The transcript has 47 exons.
UCAUAUAGUACAAGCUACAAUGGACAAAAGGCUGAUUCUUGGAUGCAGUAAUCUUAUGGCUUACAUUGUAAUAAUAUAUAAAAGAUAAAAUAUAAUGAUAACGGUAUCAGGUUGACAAAUACUCUUCUUAUUUGUGUCAGAUGUCUAUUAUAUUCUAUAGGGUCUUUUAGCUACUGUUAAUUCAGGUCCCCAUUUUUUCGAAUGAGCUUUCGAAAAUUCAAACCUUAGCCAUGUUUUUAUGACACGGACCGGAUUAGGGGAAGCUCAUUAGGGUGGCCAGCCAACCCCUUUUUUGGAGUUCAAAAAUAUAGAAAUUUAAAAUUAUGAUGUAAAUGAAGAAAUUAAAUCUGAAUUGGACUCAUUCUGAAAAAAAAAAAAAAAACUAAAGCAGCGUUCACCUGAAGUGAAAUUUCAUUUUCUGAAGCCCUGAAGUCUUUACUAUGUUGAAUAUUUUGUCUUGAGUUGACAACCCUUCUGGAUCCGCAAAUGUAUUCAAAUUAUCAAAGAGUUCGCUAUAACSAAUAAGCUGCUAUUUCAGUGCAUGGCUUUACUAAUUCUUGUUCUUAAGUGUUAAAUACGCCAUAACAWGUCUUAGUGCAAAUACUGUCAUGGAUACUACUAAUGUGCUAUCACUACCACUUUAUUUUUUCAACAAAAGUAUCUUUUUACCGAACAGUUUUGUUAUCUAAAAUUACUGCCAUAUUUCAAAUUUCCUCUCCGCCCAUCAUGGAUUUGCUMAAAUGCAUAACCUUUGAUAUUAAUWAAAUUGGAACAUUUUCUAAAUCCGUUACAAUUURUUCCACAAAAUCCGUGACAUAAUCACUAAAACUUUCGCGUGGGCGUGACAUUGCGUGACUAACGUGACAGGGUGUGUAAGCGUCUUGACAUUCUGCUAGGGUAACCGCGUUACAUAUCAAAAUGGCGGGCGUCCUGGCGUCGUAAACACUAAGAUACUUGAAUUGUUUCUGGCUGUGAAAGUUAAUCAACCCAUGUGACUUGGUAACCUAUAACGCCUGUUAGACAUUCAUUAAGAUGUACGGCACCCGUACAGAAACCAUAACUCGAAAAGAAGUGCGACAUGUGCGCACAGUAAAUGGCAAAGUUGUCCAAGAUGAUUUUGACCAGCAAACAGAYCGAGACAUUGAAUUCARUCCAGGUAAAAGAAGCUAUCAAGCUAUUACUGGCGUAUUUCCCAAUGCUAUCCAGAAUGGAUCACCAAGGAAACCCAAAGAAAUGGUAUUUGAAACCGAAACAGAAGUUCAACAUGCUCCAAGAGGAAGCUUUGAUGAUGACAGACCUAUUAAACUACCAAUAAAGACAUUUAAUAUAUCWGAUGGRUCAGAGUCUAGUGGUCAUGACUUUGCAGAUGCACCACCUCAAGCUGCAGGKGUAAGUGCAAGGUCUGGGUACUCGUCAGAUAGGGACKUUCCUAGACGGAGGAGUAGUUCAGGGUCGUCAGGGGGGCUCAAGAGUGCCAGUGUAACUCUACCAAUGAAAACAAACACUUUAACAAGAAGAGGGACUCCUUCACCAGUUGGUGGACGAGUAAACUAUAACAUAGCRUUAAAGAUUGGUGAAGUGAAGGGUGAUGGUGCUAAUGGAAAUGUUUACAUUCAACUGUUUGGAGCAAAUGGAGACUCRCCCAAAAUAAACUUACGGCAAGCUGGAGAUGAACAGCAUGCUUUCAAAGAGGGUGAUCUGUAUAGGUUUACUGUCAGCGAUACAGACAUUGGCAAGAUUGAUAGAAUUAAGCUCAGUCAUGAUCAUAUGGAUUAUGGUUCUGGGUUCUUUGUYGAAGAAGUAGAGGUUGAGAUCCCAUCAAGGCACGACAGUUAUAAAUUCCCAUGUAAUUUUUGGUUAUCSCAAGAGCGACAUCAAAGACCAAGCCGAAACAGCACUUCAGAACCUCACAACGCCAAGUUGUACAACGUCUCCAUGCAGYUAGGACGAGUUAUGAAUCCAUAUGCCAAGUUGUUUUUGCAACUUUGUGGYGACGAAGGAGACAGCAGCAAAAUCGUUCUUCGUCCGACUGGAGGUCCAACAGACACCUUUCAAGAAGGAAAAGUCUACAAAUUCUCAGUUGAAAUGCCAUCAGUUGGAAAGGUCGACAAAAUUCGUAUUGGACAUGAAAGUCGUGGACGUAAUAAAGGCAUCUACGUCGACGAAGUCGAAGURACCCCGGAAGAUGAAGAAACGGUAUUUUUUCCUUGUGGCUGCUGGCUGGCCGAGGACAUGGCAGAUGGAAAACUGGAACGAGAAGUGCAUAUGGGGCACGCSCCUGCUCCUAUUGGCACUGAUGCGACUCAUACCGUUUCUGUCMGACUUGGCGAGGUGCUCAACUACAAUGCCCAGUUGUACAUCUACAUGGUCGGUGUCAGGGGGGAGACRAGUAAAGUACCAUUGCGACCUGAGGGACUCCUGGAGAGGACAAAAACCUACCAGUUCCCACUAGCACUAAAUGUUGACAUCGGAAAAAUCGAGAGGAUCAUUCUUGGUCAGAACAGCCGUGGAUAUGGCAAAGGGUUAUUCGUUGAAGAAGUCAAUAUACAACCAACCGGGGGAGUCAACAUUAACUUUCCUUGUCAGUGUUGGCUGGCUGARGAUGUAUGGGACAGUGAAAUAGAAAGAGAAUUGUUCCCUGGUGURCCAGUCAAGAAAGCACCUAACACUACAUACGAGCUGACAUUCAAAACAGGCGACAAACCACAUGCCGGCACAGACGCCAAUGUCACUCUACAGAUCUUCGGCGAACAUGGUCAGACGGAGAAGAUUAUGUUACGACAGAGUGGUCGGUUGAACACACUGAAACGGUUUGACAGAGGUCGUACGGACAGAUUYGAUGUACAGACUCUUAACGUUGGAAAGUUGACAAAGAUACGUCUAAGCCAUGACAACUCAAAUCCAGACCCCGAGUGGUUCCUGGACAAGCUGACCAUCUCAAUACCAGACAUUGGUGAAACUUACCACUUCCCAGUGGACCGAUGGCUGACUGGGGAUGAAGCAGACGCYUUGGUUGAAAUGGAAAUGGAACCAACUCUUGUUGAACCCAUUGUUGUSGUCGAGAAAGAAUUACCAGUUCAGUCAGGUAUUGAAUUCACCGAUUUAGAGCCACCUAAGGUCUUAUAUACAGUCUCAUUCAGGCUGGGMCCAAUGCUGGACCCUUAUACCAGAGUUUAUCUGAUAUUUCAUGGUGAAAAUGGUGAUUCUGAGAAAAUUUACUUAAAUCCACCCAACGGACAAGAACUAGAGACCGACAAAGUGUACAAAGUUAUUACAGAGGCACCAGACGUCGGACAGAUCCACAGUGCUACCAUUGGUCACGAUUCGCCCGGGCCAGAUAAGGGUGUGUUCAUGGAAGAGUUUGACAUCUCUGCUCCCGCUGAGAAACCCGUAGUAUUCCCCAGUCGUUGCUGGCUGGCAGAAGAUGUCGAUGAUGGUGCGACUGAGAGGACGUUGAGGCCUGGAGAGACUCUGACGUACCCUUAUGAAAUUACGUUCACUAUUGGAGAAGUGAUUGACCCUCGAUGCAAGCUGUACAUGAUGAUAUACGGUACAAAAGGAGACUCGGGCAAGCUAUACCUGUCGCCUUCCGAUGGCAGCGAGUUCGUAAAAGGACGAACCUAUAAAGUCAUUGCUGAUAUCAGAGACAUUGGCGACAUCGAUGAGAUUCGUCUCGGACAAGAAGGCGAUAGAGGUCUUUUUGUUGAAGGCGUUGACGUCAAAGGACCCGACGUGGACCCWGUCAUCUUCCCAUGUCGUUGCUGGCUGGAUAGUCAUAUCGACGAUGGAAAGACCAGUCGUGUCCUUCGACCAGGAGAAACUGUAACAUUCCCAUAUGAAAUUACGUUUACGCUGGGAGACGUAGACCCGGAUGCGCAACUGUACAUGAUAAUCUGCGGUACGGAAGGUGAUUCUGGUAAACUAUACCUCACGCCGUCAGACGGAAGCAAGUUUGUUAAAGGACAGACCUACAGAGUCAUCGUUGACGUUCCGGACAUUGGAAACAUCGAGAAAAUCCGCCUUGGCCAAGAGGGAUCAGAUAAAGGCGUUUUUGUUGAGGAAGUUGAGAUAAGAGCACCAGGAAAAGAUCCACUCUUGUUCCCAUGCCGCUGCUGGAUUGUAGACCAGGAGAGGGAACUGGCACCUAAUGAAACCAUCACACCUUUAGAAGACAGUACGUUGUAUAACGCAACGUUCGAGACUGGUGACGUACCAUUUGCUGGGACCGACGCAACGGUAUUCUUACAAAUGUUUGGUACKGAUGGCAAUACUGACAAGAUUGAAUUCCCGCAAGACGAUGACCAGUUACGUUUUGAGAAGGGACGUACGGAUAAGUUUGCGGUGGAGACGGUUGAUAUCGGGGACCUAACAAAGGUUCGUGUUGGGCAUGAUAACAARGGUCAUAGUCCUGAAUGGUUCUUAAAGCAGCUAACUAUCGACGUUCCUUCSAAAAAUAAACGUUAUGUCUUUCCAUUCAACAACUGGAUUGCUGGAGAAGAUGUUGAUCUAGAACCUGUUGACGAAAAAUCUCGGGCAGAACUGUACACAAUUCUACUCAAGCUGGGCGAUGUAUUAGACCCUCAUACACCCGUACUAGUUCAACUCAUUGGUGAGAAGGGAGAGAGCGGAAAGAUUCAAGUAAAACCAGGCGUUCGACCAACGGACAAGUUCGAAAAAGGCAAAAUCUAUAAGCUUAUUGCUAAAGUUGGUGAUAUUGGAAGGAUCAAAGAUGUUCUUGUCACGCAAGAUGAGUCCAUUCCCAGUGAAGGUCUGUUCGUGGAAGAAGUUGAGGUCACGUCMUCUCAGGGUGAAACCCAAGUGUUCCCUGUUCGCUGUUGGACCUGUCCUGAGAAAGAUGGAAAGGAUAUGUUGUACGAUGUGACUUUUAAAACUGGUGUUCUACCAAACUCUGGUACAUCAGCAAACGUGUUCUUCCAAAUACAUGGGGAUGAAGAGAGCACCGAAGAGAUCCAGCUACAGGAAGACAAGUCAUUGAACUUGUUUGAGACGGGAGGAACUGAUAAAUUUACCGUUGAAACAAAGAGUGUUGGCAAGAUAACAAGGUUGCGCGUAGGGCAUGAUAACACAGGACCUAGUCCUGAUUGGUACCUCCAGARAGUUAACAUUGAUGUCCCCGACAAGGACGAGCAUUAUCAAUUUAACUUCAAUCAGUGGAUUCGAGGGGACAAUCCUGAAGUAGAGGUGGCUGCUGCACCAGAUCGAUCAGACAAACUUCAAGAUCUCGACUACCGUAUCACGGUUAAGACUGGUGACGACCUUAAAGCUGGCACUGACUCAAAUGUGUUUCUUCAAAUGUUUGGCGACGAGGGACAGUCCAGCAAGUUCCUUCUUCGUGAGGAAGGAGACAGCASUAGAUUUACACGUGGAAAAUUGGACAAGUUUGUCAUUAGGAACAAAGAUCUUGGAACGUUGGAAAGGAUAUACGUGCAUCGUGACGAUGCAGGGUCAAGAGCAGGCUGGCAACUUGAUUACGUCAAGAUUGAUAUCCCAGAGAAAGAUGAACACUAUCUCUUUAGAUGUAACCGCUGGCUCACAGCAACGCAUCCUGAUGCGGAAUUUGCUGGAGAGAGAGUUUCAGAAAAAGAAGGGAUGUACACAGUGGUCUGUAAGGCUGGGGAUGUUUUGGAUCCUGGAGUGAGUCCAUACUUCCAGAUAUUCGGKGAUGAAGGAGAGACUGGUAGGAUAAUGUUGCGUGACGGAUACCCCUCACAGCACGUGUUCAAGAAAGGCAAUACUUACAAAGUGUCUUUGAAAAGUCCUGAGGUUGGAGAGAUUACAAAGCUUCGUCUUGGUGAYGAUGGUGGCGGUCGUGGUCGUACGAUCUUCGUUGAGGAAGUCUCUGUCAUCGACAAGAAUGGCGAUGAAGUCGUUUUCCCAUGUCACUGUUGGCUUGGUACWGAUGAUGAUGGCCGGCCAAUUAUACGGGAAGUGGCACCCGGGGAAACGGUACCCGAUGAUGUUGAUGAUAUCUUCUAUCACAUGACCAUCAUCACGGCUGAUGAACCGGGGGCUGGUACCGACUCCACAGUUUACUUCCGGUUGUACGGAGAGAAGGGUGAGACAUCCGACAUCGUCCUGGAAGAUGAGAGAAAUAAGUCMUUUAAAAAGUUUGAACGAGGACGCGCUGACAAGUUUGUCGUUCAAACUGCCGAUGUGGGAAAGCUUCAGAGUAUGGUGAUAGGGCACAACAACAGCGGAGAUGACCCAUCAUGGCUGCUGGAAGAAGUCCACGUUGAUAUCCCCUCACGUAACGAACACUACGUGUUUAGAUGCGGAAAAUGGCUGAAAGUCAAUAACGGAAAAGAUGAAACCGAAACUGUUCUUUAUCCAGAUCCAGAAGAUAAACGUGUCCCAGUCGACGACCGCAUCGAGGGAGUCAUUGAUGAUCAACUAUUACAAGGCGCAAUGAACGAUGAAGAUUUGUUCGGCGAGCCUACAGAGCUGGAUUACAAGAUAGAUAUCACGACCGCUGACCAGUCCAAUGCAGGCACGCACGCUGGCGCUGAUUUCCAGUUGCUUGGUGAACGUGGUGAGACUGACAAGAUCUUCCUUGGUCACAAUGAUGAUGGACAGCACUUCCAGCCUGGACAGACAGACACCUUUAACACACAUGGAAAGGAUGUCGGCAAGCUUCAGUAUUUCCGUAUUGGGAACGAUGGACGCAACGCGUCGCCCGACUGGCUGAUUGACCAGGUUGAGGUUUACGUACCUGAMCGUAACGAGCGUUACGUAUUCAAGAACAAUAAAUGGAUUGAUAACCGUGAUAAUCCAAUCGACAUCCCCUUGCACUCUUUCUCACAUUGUCAAUUAGUUGGUAAAGAACCAACAAUUCCAGAUUUACUGGAAUUCAUGCAGUCUGGUGACAGCACCAAAGCCACCCAUGCAGCCUUCUACUUACAACAUUUAACUUACAAYAACGAAAGCGUCAAGAAUGAAGUCAGGGAACUUAAAGGKAUCCCAAUCAUUGUUGACUGCCUGUAUCAUAGCAACGAGAACGUKCGUUAYGGUGCRGCGUGUGUGCUUCGUAACCUCUCCUACAGCUCAGAGAGUGACGUCAACAAGAUUGCCAUAGCUGAUGGCAGUCGUGAUCAUGGUGGAAUCGAAGCUUUGGUAGAUAUGCUACAGCGAACAAGCAAACAAGAGCAUCGCGCAGCYGCCCUCGUCGUUCUUCGAAACCUGUCUGUACUAGAGAGCCUUCGUCUUAAGAUCCUUCGCCUUUGUCUUCAUAUUCUCGUAAUUGUUAUCAUCAAGAUAUUCUCUGGCUGGGACAAGACGAAAGCACARCGUGAGCCCGAGAAAUCGAAUGAACAGUGGUCAGAGCUGUUAGAGCAUGCGACACGGAUCGUGCGGAAUGUCUCRUCAGCUGGAAUCGACGCMCGUGAGGCAAUMCGSUUCGAGGAGCAUUUGAUMGACUGUCUGGUUUGGAUCGUUAGAGUGGGAGUAAAAAAUAAGCGAUACGAUGAUAAGUGCGUCGAAAACUCAGUUUGUGUACUACGUAACCUCUCCUAUCGGCUCGAAAGUGAACUGGAUCGAGACAUUUACGACGACGCUGAAGUCCAGCUCGACAAAGCAACUGUCAAAGAACAGCAAUCCCAAGGAUGCUUUGCGGGUUGUGGAGGAAGAAAAAAGAAAAAAUCMAAAAGUAAUAUUCCAAUGGACAAACAAUCACGCAAAGGACCCCCMACRGGACCGGCUUUGCUGUACCAGCCCACCACUGUACGUCAGUAUUUUGUUUUGCUGCGAAGUUCAAAGAAUCCUGAAACACUGGAGGGAUCUGCUGGAGCUAUACAUAACCUUACCGCGUGUUCCUGGAAGUGGGCUAUCAAGAUUCGUGGAGAUACGAGAAGAGAGCAGGCAAUACCACACAUUAUCAGUCUACUUAGAACAGACUACGACCCAACAAUACGCGCGUCGGCCAUUGCGCUAAGAAACUUGUCAGUCGACCCUGAGAACAAGAGAAUCAUAGGUGAAAAGGGUACUGGUCCUUUGGUCAAUCGUCUACCACAAGGAGAUGAGAGAAGCCCCAGGCUCGUCAAAGACGCAACUGUGGUUUCUCUACUUUGCGCUUUGUUCCAACUUGGAAAGAAGAGCGAGAAGAAUGCAAGGAUGCUCAAGAAAACAACAGGAAUACGUAGAAUGGUAAAAAUAGCGAAGUCCAACAACAAUGAAGCGACGAAGAACAAGUACGAUGAACGCGUCGUUAGAACUGCCAAUCAGACUUUGGCAAGUCUUUGGCCUCAUGAAGUCUUAAAACAACAAAUGAAGUCAGAAGGCUGGGAAUACAACGCUAACAACAAGAGUUUAGAGGUUGAUUUCCCAGAGGAAUUUGACAAAGUCUCCCAACCCCCCACCCCCUCAGGGAGCCUAAACAGACRAAGRGAGGACGACACAGGAUCGUUUUCAAACAAAGAUCCUGAGCUUCAUCGUAUCCAACGGCAACCAGAAUUAUACCAACGGUCACCUAGCAGCGACCAAGGCUAUCGUAAAUAUCCCAGUAAUUCAGGUUCAACCGCUGGUCACUCAAGCCGCGCCGGCAGUACCUCCGGAAGUCAAGCUGAUUUUGGCAGUGAGUGGUCUGGGCGACAGCGUAGCUGGGGCGAGGCAAUAAAUUCUGUUCCACCUCCACCCUACCAAUCAGAUGAUAACAGAUCUGGUAAAGAUUUUAUAGAGAUGUCCGAUAGAAGUAAACCUCCGAUUGGGAUGAAAAACGAACGGCCGAAGCGAAAUGACUUAGUUCAAGAUAACCCCAAUGACUGGGUCUAGCGACACAGGAAUCCCAAUUACUGGGUCUAGCGACACAGGAAUCCCAAUGACUGGGUCUAGCGACACAGGAAUCCCAGUGGCUGGGUCAAGAGACUCAAGGCCUAUCAAUACGAUUUAAAUAUUUUUUAACUUAGAAAGCAAUACCACUUAAUGUAACAAUUUUUUUUUAAUUGCUUCUUAAGAAGAAAAGAGUCUUGCGUGACCAUACCAAUUCUUUCAGUUCGUGACAUUAGAAAAGACAUUUUUGAAAAAGAGCACCAUGAGUUAUUGAGAUAAAUGAAGAGUAUUGUGUGACUAAAGCUUGAAAGUGCGACUGUAAUAUCAGUUCUGCUUUGUGCAAUUACAUAAGAUGUCAUGACUGUGACAUGUAACACAAUUCAUCGUAUAGCGUGACCUAACAGGAUAAUAAGCACUAUUUAUAGAAUUGCCACACGGCAAGCCGCUGACCUUGAAUGCAAACGGCUUGCACCACAGGCAAAGUUAACUAUUUUCACAUGUAUUUUAUUAGAUAACUAUUUUUAACAAAUUCUCUGUAGUAAAUACUUUGGCAUAAUUGCGCGUAAUGUUAUAUCGGCUGAAUCAAUAAGGAUUUUCAAAAUUAUAUGCGCCGCUCUAGGUCCGAGUAUUCACCACAGGGAGACCGACUUUUAAUAUGUAUUUUAAUAGCUUUUGCACCAAGGAUUUUGAAGAACUUCCGAUCUUUGUACACUUAAAAUACCAUCCUUUAUCAAUUUGCCAAAGUCCGACAUCCAUCAGUCCAGAUUCCACACUUUUUAGGGAUGUAUUUGUGGGACUUUUUUACCUGUAUUAAUCUAUUUUAGGUACUGAUUGUAAUGAUUGUACAUUUAACAAGCUGAAAAUACUGUAAUGUUUAUAGUUUUGGUAGGAAAUAAACGAUUUAGCUAAAUAUA